Paramormyrops kingsleyae is the source of this 1057-nucleotide messenger RNA. Lineage: Eukaryota; Metazoa; Chordata; Actinopteri; Osteoglossiformes; Mormyridae. The record is from RefSeq and is a predicted model, not a curated record.
UCUUAGCACUUAUGCUGUGCCUCGCGUUGGCGUGCAUACUGCAUAGGAACAACAGCACACCAAGACAUCCACGUUUAGUUCAACUCGCCUGGGAUAUUUCCCGGGGGCCGUACCGUACCUGCCCAGGGGGACAACUCUAAGGUCCGCCCAUUCAUCCUCAGCUCUCUUUCGGAAAGGGAUUUGUAUCUCAUAAAUGGGUCUGGACCUCUCUAAUAUAUGGUUCGUGGUGCUGUUUGUAGCCAUAGUAAUCAGCAUCCUCUGCUGCGCCAGGUAUUUUAAACACUGCUAUGAUAGGAAUGUGAGGGAACUGAACAGGCGCCCUGAAAGGACCUCAGUCUUCAUCAUCCCUAUGCCAUCCAUCGAAGAAAACGACCUUUAUAGUCCACCUCACUACAACAGGAUUGACAUUAUGGAGCUUCCGCCUCCGUAUUCUGAGGUGGAGAUGAAGCCAGACUUGUUUCCCCUUCCUGAAGAGCUACCUCCCCCGUACAUACAAUUCUCGGCAUCAGAUUUUGCACCCUCUCUGUUGCCAGUCUCACCACAGCUGCCUACAUUACAAGUCCAAUCAAGUGGAAUACCGUCUCCUCAGGAUCAGACCCCUCCCACUGAAAACGGGGAGGGUUUCCAGUUUGGGGACACAGGGGUCUCAAGACACUUUUGAAUAGAGACUGUGUGGUUCCAUUCAUUUAGUAAUAAUGUUUUUGUAAAUAUCUUAUCAAGUGUUGCUUUAAUAAAUUUGACUUUGCAUUUAUCCAAUUUCAUGCUAGUUUGUCAACAAGAUUAGCACAAAGCAUACAAUCUAACAGAAUUUCAUAUGCAAAACACACUCAUAUCUAAACUGCUACUCUCUUUCAAGGUAUAAUGGUAUUACCUGACGUUAUAGUGUGGUUUGUGCUGUGCGCUAGUAGAGUGCUCAUUGUGUGUUCCAACCUUACCCUGCUAUUUGCACCCUGAGUACCAAGUACAAGACUCACCCAGCUAUAUUGGACCAUAAAGGAGUCUGAGAGAGAUCUCUUCACACGCAUUAUUGCAGAAAUUUAUGGCCAUUGUUCCUUGU